AUGACCAACAACAGACUGCAAUACCGCCGCCGGAACCCGUACAACACGCGGUCCAACAAGGUCCGCAUCAUCAAGACCCCCGGCGGUGAGCUCCGUUACCUUCACCUGAAGAAGAAGGGUACUGCUCCCAAGUGCGGUGACUGUGGUAUCAAGCUCCCUGGUAUUCCUGCCCUCCGUCCCCGCGAGUACGCUCAGAUCUCGCGCCCCAAGAAGAAUGUCAGCCGUGCCUACGGUGGCUCUCGCUGCGCUGGCUGCGUCAAGGACCGCAUUGUCCGUGCCUUCCUGAUUGAGGAGCAGAAGAUUGUCAAGAAGGUCCUCAAGGAGUCCCAGCAGAAGGCCGCCAAGCGCUAA
Molecule: messenger RNA, 351 nt
Organism: Penicillium bovifimosum
Lineage: Eukaryota; Fungi; Ascomycota; Eurotiomycetes; Eurotiales; Aspergillaceae
Product: 60S ribosomal protein eL34
Exons: 4
Coding region: 1-351 (116 amino acids)
Biological process (GO): translation
Cellular component (GO): ribosome
Molecular function (GO): structural constituent of ribosome
Source: RefSeq, a predicted model, not a curated record